Messenger RNA from Cryptotermes secundus, 633 nucleotides. Its product is annotated as peptidyl-prolyl cis-trans isomerase NIMA-interacting 4. Bases 139 to 522 code for a protein of 127 amino acids. The record is from RefSeq and is a predicted model, not a curated record. Lineage: Eukaryota; Metazoa; Arthropoda; Insecta; Blattodea; Kalotermitidae. Gene Ontology annotation, molecular function: DNA binding; peptidyl-prolyl cis-trans isomerase activity. Gene Ontology annotation, biological process: rRNA processing. The transcript is spliced from 3 exons.
CGUCGCUACCGUCGCUACAUGAUUAAUGUGCUGCUACCUGUGCGUAAUUCACUAGAAACAGAACGGCAGUUUGAAUUUUUAUUUAUUUACGUUCCGUAAAUCCAAGGCGAUUUAGUUCUGGAUUAAUAUAACUUUCGGAUGGCACCGAAGAAAAGUGGGAGCGCCAAAGGUGCAACCAAAGCAAAGGAUGAGGAUGAAGGCAAGAGUGCAACGAAAGAAAAAAAGGGGGGUACUGCAGUAAAGGUUCGGCAUAUUUUGUGCGAAAAGCAAGGAAACGUGCUUCAGGCACUGGAGAAGCUGAAAGCUGGAAUGAAGUUCCCAGAAGUUGCAGCUCAAUACAGUGAAGACAAAGCAAGACAGGGGGGUGAUCUUGGUUGGAUGACAAGGGGCUCAAUGGUUGGACCAUUUCAAGAUGCAGCAUUUGCUCUUCCUGUGUCCACAGUAAACAACCCUGUCUACACAGAUCCACCAAUAAGAACAAAAUUUGGUUACCAUAUUAUAAUGGUUGAAGGAAAAAAAUAAAUGAUUUUUAUAACUUGGUUGUUUUCAAAUCUUUGCGCAAUUGCGAAGUAAUUUAAAAUAAGGUGGCUGUGAGUAGAUAUAAGGAUUAUGAGCAUAAAGAGUAAAGAAAGA